UGAUCCUGCUUCGUUUCUUUGACCUUCAAACCCUAACUAUGGGCAAUACCUUAGGAGGCAAAAAAACCACUAAGGUAAUGAAAAUCGAUGGAGAAACCUUCAAGCUCAAGACUCCAUUGAAGGCUGGUGAUGUUCUCAAGGACCAUCCUGGCCUGGUUCUGCUAGACUCUGAAGCAGUGAAACAUUAUGGUAUCAGAGCCAAGCCUUUGGAACCCCACAAACAUUUGUUGCCCAAGAGACUGUAUUUCCUUGUGGAGCUUCCCAAAGACACUGUGACUGUUCCAAGAAGAGUUCGUUCUGAGAUCAACAUGAGCGCCAAGGAUCGCCUCGAGAGCCUCAUGCUGGCUAGGAGGUCUGUGUCAGAUCUGUCCAUUAUAAAACAAAGCAAGAUGAACGUGAAUGAUGUUGCCGAGAAGGACGUUAACGGCGGUGGCGUGAGGUUGAAGAUGAGGCUUCGUAAGACUGAAGUUGAGAAGCUUGUAAGAGAAGCCAAAGAUGAAGCAGAAGCAGCACAAAAGAUUAUGAGUCUUUGCAUGGAGAAAACUGGUAGUAAUAGCAGCAAAGAAGCAGAGACUAGUACAAAGGCACGUGAGAGGAGGGUGAGUUUCGUGCCGAUCAGCAAAGGAAGCAGUGAAAUAGUUGUGGCUUCUUGAUCAUAUUUCUCUAGUUUUCCGCACGAAGCCAAAACACUACCCGACAAGGAAAGCCGGUCAAGGGGGGUCAUCUGAAAUAUAAUAUUUUAGUCUUGAUAGAUAUAUAGGUGAAUUUUUAAAUUUGGUCUUUCAUACAUAGUUUCUUACAAUCUAAUCCCUCAAUCAAUCAUUGAACGUCUUGCAAUAAUAUAGCGUUCCCUCAUCGCAUUUUCAUCAGAAAAGGGUUAAGUCAACGACGUGUUAGGUUUUCUGUUGAAAAGGAUGAAAAUGGAACAAAAAGUUAAAAACAUGUCAAUGAUUGAGGGAUUAAAUUGGAAGAAAUAUUAUAUAUGGAGCACCAAAUUUAAAAGCUAGCUACUUAUCACGGCCAAUCUAAGAGUUUUGUCUUGAAUAAGGUUGAUGCUACAUUAUAUUAGGUUUGUAACUCUGCCUAUAAUUUGAUGGCUACUUGAAUAUAAACUUCACGGUGCAGAAAAGUUAACGACUAA
This is a messenger RNA of Neltuma alba, 1141 nucleotides long. RefSeq lists its product as uncharacterized. The coding region runs from base 39 to 653 and encodes 204 amino acids. NCBI's taxonomy places the organism in Eukaryota, Viridiplantae, Streptophyta, Magnoliopsida, Fabales, Fabaceae. The record is from RefSeq and is a predicted model, not a curated record. The transcript has 2 exons.